AUGCCGAUUAUGCAACAUGCUAAGGCUAAAGUUAUACUGAACCAUAUGAUCCGAGAUGUAGAUUUUGGAUAUUUUUUUUACCAGCCCUAUAUAGAUCCAACUUAUUUUUAAAUUAUUUCUACUGUUUCUAGCAGAUAAGAUUUCUAAUCUUAGUUUUAUUGUGUAAACUCUAUCGAUUACUCGUUAUAGAAUUUAAAUGAAUAAUUUAACUCUACUUAAUCUUCAAAUGCUUACUCUAUCUUGAUUCACGAAUUUAAUUCUACAGUAUAUUAUCACCCAUUAAUUAAUUCUUCAAAUUUAAUAUCUUGGCCAGAUCUAGAAUUUUAAAAUAUUACUCUUCUUUGUCAAACUUAUUUGUAAAUGUAAGAAUGCUUAUAAGAAAAAUAAAGUUUAUCAGAUCAACUUAACCAAAGUAUAGAAUUUAUUAAAAAAGGGAAUUAUUCAAUAGAUGAAAGACAAAAUAUUGACUAGUUAUACUAAUACUGGUCUAGAUAUGGCUAAUAGCAAGUAAGCAUUAUUUUUCCAGUGAACGCUUAUGUAAAAGGAAUUAAUACUCAACUUCCUUACUCUUAUUCAAUACUUCUGACAGGAAGAGUUAUUUUAGAUUUCAGAAAUUAAAUUAAGCUAUUUAAUAUCCUUGAUGUUAAUAUAAUUAAAAUACCAUUAAUUACUGAAUUUGUAGUUACAGGCUUAAUUAUAAUCAUAUUCUUAACUAAUUAUGGAUUUAUAGCAGUAGGAUAAUUACAAUUAUGA
Messenger RNA from Tetrahymena thermophila SB210, 753 nucleotides. Its product is annotated as tetratricopeptide repeat protein. Lineage: Eukaryota; Ciliophora; Oligohymenophorea; Hymenostomatida; Tetrahymenidae. The transcript has 5 exons. The record is from RefSeq and is a predicted model, not a curated record.